This is a messenger RNA of Mya arenaria, 1158 nucleotides long. RefSeq lists its product as uncharacterized. The record is from RefSeq and is a predicted model, not a curated record. Bases 90 to 785 code for a protein of 231 amino acids. NCBI's taxonomy places the organism in Eukaryota, Metazoa, Mollusca, Bivalvia, Myida, Myidae. The transcript has 4 exons.
CACGGCUAGGUGGAUCUUUCAAAUCAAAGAUUAGGAUACGAACGGGGAAAUUAACUUCCGUGUUUUUGUUGUUGAGCUUGUGAAGGAAUAUGCCCUCUUGUGCGUCGUGUUCCGAUCCUUGUGGAUCCUGGUCAGCGUGUAGUGUAACCUGUGGAAGUGGGUACCGGGGAAGAAAAAAUCGCAGAGGAUGUCAUGACGAGGAGACAUGCACCCAGCCAAUAUGUCCAGAAACAAGAGUAUUUACGACCAAAGAGAUAUACCAAGGAUCAGUCAGCACUGUAUCUUCAACGACUUUCGACAUAUCAAGUCCAACAGAGCGUCAUAAAAUCGCAGAACCGCCGAAGUCUUCAAAUUCAUUUAAAACAGUGGCGAUAACUGUUCCAAUCGUAUGUGUGAUGUUGCUGAUCCUAAUCGUGGUAACGGUAUAUUUGGUACUGCGACGAAGGAACCGACAGCAGCCUGAUUCGAUUGAACAGGAAAGAAACGACAAGCUUCAAGAAGCCAUAACCCCAGGAACAGGAUAUUAUAAUAUAGAAGGGCAGAGAAAUGACGGUGGUUAUUACAAUGUCUGUUCAAGUGUCACAGAUCACGGUUCCAUGGAAAACAGGAGAGUUGUUACACCAAACAGUUGUAAAAACCCGAACAAAAAGGACAAAGAAAAUGAUCAAGCUGUUCAAAACCCCGAAAAUGUAUCUCAGUAUGAGAAACUACAACAAGCUAUCUACCAGAACAAUGAAACUAAUGAUGAACCAACAAGAGUUUAUACUGAUUUAAUAUUGUCAUAGGUUCAUUAACGUAUUCAACCAUACUUUAUAUUAUUUAUUGCAAUAGACAAUUUCCUUAAAAAUUAAUGUCUUCUUUAAAAAGUAAGAUUCAAUAUUUUGUUUCUGAGAAAAAUAGGUGAGAUCUUUAUCAUAAUUACCUCUUUCAAAUUAUCUAUAUUUAUUGGGGUUUUUCCUGUGUUAUACUGUUUUAUCCAAUAUAUUUAUCAUAAGAGACAAGAGCCGUCAUUUUGUUGGAUAAAACAUAGAUGUUAUUGAGACAUUUUUAUAGAUUACGUAGAUGGGUAACAAAAUUACAGGACAAAUACUAAAAUACUAUCCUCCUCAAGUAAAUCAAUGUAUCUGCAAAUCCUCCCUUCAUACGUAAAAUUUGGAA